AUCAGACUCAAGCAGAACGACUGGCAGGAUGACAAUGGCCUCAUGCACUGCUGCGGCGACUGUGGCACUUGCAUGCUGGGCUGCUUCGUGCCUUGCGUGUUGAUCAAUAAGACCCAAAAUAUCCUCGAGGACCCCUCCGAACACCCCAGCGGUUGCGGCAGUUUUGGUGGCCUGUCUUGCUUUCUCAGCCUGUUUGGGCUGACUGGCGUCACUCCGUGCAUCCAGAGAAGGCAAAUUCGUCUUAUGUACGGGAUAGAGGGCAACUGCUGUUGCGACGCCCUCGUUACUGGGUGCUUGCCCUGCUGUGCUGUCAUCCAGAAUUACAAGGAAGUCGAUUUUCGCCGUGACAACCAGAACGCGUGGGGCAUCAAAGACGGUUACAAGCGCCAACUUCCCAUGCAGCAU
This is a messenger RNA of Thermothelomyces thermophilus ATCC 42464, 405 nucleotides long. RefSeq lists its product as uncharacterized. The annotation marks the transcript as partial. NCBI's taxonomy places the organism in Eukaryota, Fungi, Ascomycota, Sordariomycetes, Sordariales, Chaetomiaceae. The record is from RefSeq and is a predicted model, not a curated record. The transcript has 3 exons.